UUUCCAACGCUUUCUUAACUAAUUCUUGUUUGCAACUCAUUUUGUCUUCUCCAUCUUCUUCCUUCUUCCAAUUCUUCACAUUCUCCAUUUGCAUUUCUACUUUGUUCUUUAUUUCCCACUUUCUUCUUUAUAAAUUUUGUUUCCCCAUCGAAUUUCAAUUUCCUUCAACCGUCGAUCACACCGUAUUCCGAAAUUUCCCACUAUGAGUCUUCAACCUACACGAUCGGAGUUGGAAUCUACUGUUCUUGACGGCAUCAGUCCUAAUGCCGUCGUUCAAAUCCAACCGUCGUCACCGGGUUCCUUUUUAUCACCGCGUCAUUCAUUGGAUUCUCAGCGGAGAAUCGCUAUCGCUGUUGAUUUGAGCGAUGAGAGUGCAUACGCCGUCCGUUGGGCUGUUCAGAACUAUCUCCGUCCUGGUGAUUUGGUGUUUUUUCUUCACGUUCAGCCUACAAGCGUUCUUUAUGGAGCUGAUUGGGGAUCAGUUGACCUUCAUCAAAGGAAUAGCAGCAGCGACGAGGUAAGCGCUGAAGAAACGCAACGAAAGAUGGAAGAUGAUUUCGAUAAUUUCACUACGACCAAGGCUGCUGACUUGGCUCAACCUUUAGUGGAGGCUAAUAUUCCUUUCAAGAUUCACAUAGUCAAAGACCAUGACAUGAAGGAAAGACUCUGCCUCGAAGUUGAACGAUUAGGGCUUAGUGCUGUUAUCAUGGGGAGCAGAGGUUUUGGCGCCUCAAAGCGAAUUACUAAGGGCCGACUUGGAAGUGUUAGCGAUUACUGCGUUCACCAUUGUGUGUGUCCGGUGGUGGUGGUUAGGUAUCCGGAUGACAAGGAUGGUUCUCGUCAUGGAGAUGCUGAAGCCGGCGGCUCGGUGAAGAGUAUUAUUAGGGAGGAAGUGGAGCUUGAUCCAGUGCCUGAAGAUGAGCAGGAGUAUCAUGAUGGUGACGAGGAGGUCAAAGAUGAUUAAAUGAGGUGAAUGGUUGUUUGUGGCUGGUAGUCUGUUCAUAAACUGUACAGGUGACAAAGGUAGAGAAGAUUGCUGAGUGAAUUGAGUUGACUUGAAGAGUUUGUUGUUUGUACAUGAUGAAAAUAUUUCAUAUCUUUUGUUGGAAGAACAAAAACCUUUAUGGUUAGAGAUUUCCAUUUUCCAUUUGUACAUGGUGAAAAAGUAUUUCAUAUCCUCCGUUUGAAGAACAAAAAACUGUAUGCUCAGAUAUUAGUUUCUAUUUGUGUAAUGUUCUUCUCACACUCUACUUUUCAUAUAUAACAGUGCAUAUCUUACAUA
Messenger RNA from Cucumis sativus (cucumber), 1282 nucleotides. RefSeq names its product universal stress protein PHOS34. The record is from RefSeq and is a predicted model, not a curated record. The coding region runs from base 203 to 964 and encodes 253 amino acids. Lineage: Eukaryota; Viridiplantae; Streptophyta; Magnoliopsida; Cucurbitales; Cucurbitaceae. The transcript has 3 exons.